AUGGCCGCCCCUGCUGCGCCGAGGCUCGCCAGGGCACUCUCGACUGCUCCAGCGAGGAAACGCCGCGUCGUCUUCUCUGGCAUCCAGCCCACGGGCGUCCCUCAUGUCGGUAACCACCUCGGCGCCCUCGCCCAGUGGCAGCGCAUCGUCAAGGAGGCCGCCGCACAGCCCGCCGACUCGCGCGACUCGCUCUUCUUCUCUGUCGUCGGCUUGCACGCCCUCACCGUCCCGCAGGACCCGAUCCGCCUCGCCAUCGAGCGCCGCGACAUGUUCGCCGUCCUGCUCGCUCUCGGCCUCGCCGACCCGGCAGCAGGCGCCGUCGUCUUCCACCAGGACCAGGUGCCGGAGCACGCCGAGCUCGCAUGGUACCUCAACACGGUGACGCCCGUCAACCGCCUCAUGCGCAUGACGACCUGGAAGUCCAAGCUGGCGACGAUCCGCAACGCCAACUCGGAGGACGAGAUCGACGACUCGAUGCUGCAGCUCGGCCUCCUCGCCUACCCGGUCCUCCAGGCUGCCGACGUCCUCCUGUACAAGACCUCGCACGUCCCUGUCGGCCACGACCAGUCGCAGCAUCUCGAGCUCGCGCGCGACCUCGCCCAGAUCUUCAACCGCGCGUACCCGGGCCGACGAAAAGACGGCAAGGGCAAGGGCAAAGGCGUGUUCAGGGUGCCCGAGGUCAUGCUCACCACACACCCUCGUAUCCAGUCGCUGCGCGACCCUGGGCAGAAGAUGAGCAAGUCGGCGCCGCACCCGUCGUCCAAGAUCUUCCUCACCGACUCGGCGUCCGAGAUCCACGCCAAGAUCAAGUCGGCCGUCACCGACUCGACCGCCGGCGUGACGUGGGACCCGGCCAAUCGCCCCGGGAUCGCAACGCUCCUCCAGAUCUACGCGGGCUACUCGGACCGCGCCGGCGGCGUCGAGGAGAUUGCGGCACGGUACAGCGACGCCAUGGGCAUCAUGCGCCUCAAGACCGACCUCGCCGAGAUCGUCAGCGAGUCGCUCAAGGGCUUCCGCGAUGAGUUUGCGCGCAUUCGGACCGAGGAGGGCUACCUGGCGGCCGAGGAGCGUCGGGGAGCGGAGCGGGCGCGAGAGGCGGCCCAGGCGACGAUGCGCGAGGUGCGCGCUGCGGUGGGCACGACCUGACGGAGGGACUGGGCCAUCUUUGUGUAACUCUCUCGCACCCUUGCAACCUGCGCCGUCUCGC
Messenger RNA from Rhodotorula graminis WP1, 1207 nucleotides. RefSeq lists its product as uncharacterized. The transcript has 6 exons. Gene Ontology annotation, molecular function: tryptophan-tRNA ligase activity; ATP binding. NCBI's taxonomy places the organism in Eukaryota, Fungi, Basidiomycota, Microbotryomycetes, Sporidiobolales, Sporidiobolaceae. Gene Ontology annotation, cellular component: mitochondrial matrix; mitochondrion. The coding region runs from base 1 to 1146 and encodes 381 amino acids. Gene Ontology annotation, biological process: mitochondrial tryptophanyl-tRNA aminoacylation. The record is from RefSeq and is a predicted model, not a curated record.